Messenger RNA from Apaloderma vittatum (bar-tailed trogon), 1213 nucleotides. Its product is annotated as desumoylating isopeptidase 2-like. The record is from RefSeq and is a predicted model, not a curated record. Gene Ontology annotation, molecular function: deubiquitinase activity. Gene Ontology annotation, biological process: protein deubiquitination. The transcript has 4 exons. The annotation marks the transcript as partial. Lineage: Eukaryota; Metazoa; Chordata; Aves; Trogoniformes; Trogonidae.
UACUGGAUAAAUGAAUACACCUCCACUUUGGGGAUCGGUGUCUUCCACUCUGGCAUCGAGAUCUACGGCAGAGAGUUUGCCUAUGGAGGGCAUCCCUACCCUUUCAGUGGGAUUUUCGAGAUCACACCUGGCAGUGCGGUAGAACUUGGCGAGACCUUUAAAUUCAAAGAAUCCAUUGCCUUGGGCACCACAGAUUUCACAGAAGAGGACGUGGAUAAGAUUAUGGAAGAGCUGGGCAAGGAAUACAAAGGAAAUGCGUACCACCUGAUGCACAAGAACUGUAAUCACUUUUCUGCUGCUCUGGCUGAGAUACUGUGUGGGAAAGAGAUCCCCCGCUGGGUGAACCGCCUGGCCUACUUCAGCUCCUGCAUCCCCUUCCUCCAGAGUUGCCUCCCCAAGGAGUGGCUGACUCCAGCAGCCCUGCAAAGCCACAUCAGCCUUGGCCUCCACAAAGAGGAGCAGGGGAACACGAUGGAUGAGGAGUCCCCUUCCACCUCUGCAGCCCCCUCGGCCUCAGGCACAUCGCGAACCUGUCGGCAUACCCGGGUCUAAGCUGUGCCCAGUAUGCCCUCAAGUAACAUCCCUCUCUCUUGUACUGUUUCUUUCUCACGCCUUUUCACACACUUUGGUUUCUCUCUUCUUCAACGGACAACACAAGGGAGGGAAGACCCUUUCUACUGAGGAGGUGAAGCUUCAGUCCCUUUUCCAAGAACUGCCACUACAGUCACUUGGCAGAAUGACUGUGAAGCCCAACACUGAACUGAGGAGUGUGGUGACUAAACUGGAUUCUCCUUCCAGGGCCCCCACGCUUCUCAAUCCACAGAGAACUGCUGGCUCUCUUGGGCAUGAGCACAUGCCUGUGGGCAGGAGGGCACCAUACUGUGAUGUUCCUUCUCUGGAACUGUUUUAUCUUUUUAUUUCUUCCCCCACCCAUGUGAGCCCAGCAACCUGCUCUCUAUUUUGGAUGGGUUUGUCAUUCCCCUAUGACAAAUCUCCUGCCCACACCCAGUGAAGGAAGCAAAGCCAGAACUCAACCUUCUCAACUCUUAGACCAGCAACAAGCUCCACUCAGCCCCACCCAUUUUGUAAUUAUCGGGUUUCUAACUCAUGUGAAGGACAAAUGAAAGGUGCUGCUGUUCUAUAACCGCCAGUUUUCAGUACUGAAAUUUAAGAGCUUGAAUGACUGUCCUGCUCUUGAAAAUAACAACAGAGA